Molecule: messenger RNA, 522 nt
Organism: Closterium sp. Naga37s-1
Lineage: Eukaryota; Viridiplantae; Streptophyta; Zygnematophyceae; Desmidiales; Closteriaceae
Source: the annotation of a GenBank genome assembly
AUGCCCUUCAUGCAUGUCGACUCGUGGGGCGAGGAGGGCGAGGGGGCAGCGCGCGGGGGGCAGCAAGAGGCGUCCCUAUGCAUAAUCCCCCCCUUCCAUUCCCUUCAGCAUGGCGGGCAGCGCGGAGACGACACGGCGGCCGGCACGGACGGAGUCGACUCGUGGGGCGAGGAGGGCGAGGAGGCAGCGCGCGGGGGGCAGCAAGAGGCGUCCCUAUGCAUAAUCCCCCCCUUCCAUUCCCUUCAGCAUGGCGGGCAGCGCGGAAACGACACGGCGGGCGGCACGGACGGAGUCGACUCGUGGGGCGAGGAGGGCGAGGGGGCAGCGCGCGGGGGGCAGCAAGAGGCGUCCCUAUGCAUAAUCCCCCCCUUCCAUUCCCUUCAGCAUGGCGGGCAGCGCGGAGACGACACGGCGGCCGGCACGGACGGAGGGUCCAAGACCGAAGACCGCCUCCGACUGCGGCAUAGGUGUUGUGCGGCAGGGGUUGCUGACGGCGUUGGGACGGACGCCUCCCGCGCCUGA